Molecule: messenger RNA, 1832 nt
Organism: Myiozetetes cayanensis
Lineage: Eukaryota; Metazoa; Chordata; Aves; Passeriformes; Tyrannidae
Exons: 3
Coding region: 118-1356 (412 amino acids)
Biological process (GO): proteolysis
Molecular function (GO): aspartic-type endopeptidase activity
Source: RefSeq, a predicted model, not a curated record
UCAAACAUCGGACUGCAGAGCCUGCGAGGAUCCUGCUUGCCAGCAGAGUUAUAGCUGGGCGUCAGAAGAAAGACGGACCGUGCACGGGCUGACCGGUGAGUCAGGAAAAUAAGCAGGAUGGGAUUAACUGCGUCAGCAGUGGAAAAGGCGGUUGUCGAUAGCCUAAUGAAAUUGGCUGAUAAGACUGACGCUCAGUUGCCGCGUUCGGCGCUGAUAGAUUUACUAUGUUGGUGUCGCCGCCGUGGGUUUUUCUCUUCCACGCAAGAUAUAUAUAAUACUGAGACGUGGCGAAAGGUGGGGAAGGACUUGUGGGAAUCGGUGCAACUUGGAACGAAAGGGGCAAAGACACUAGCAAAAACUUACCGUACUCUGCGUACACUGAUUGAACGGCUACAUGGCGAGGCGCAAGUCGCCGCGGCUGUUAAAGCCGCGGUGCGGUCUCCCGAUAGCUCUCAAACAAAGGCAGAACGCGCGGCCGAAACGCAGGGUGUCUGGCCCCCUCUUGGAGACCCCCCUGAUUAUCCUCCGUUAACGUGUCUUGUCAUGACUAAGGCAGAACAAAUAGCGUGGGGUUUAGAUGACGAAUUUCCACCGUGGAACCCCAGUAACAAAAAGCCAUUGCCCGAAAUACAAAUCGAAAGUAAAAUACCGGGUAAUAGCGCUGCAACGACAUCUAGCGAGGCUGCAGCGACAUCUAGCGACGCUGCUGCGACCGUACCGACCGUACCGCCCGCCCCGCCCGUACCAACCGCCCCGCCCUUACCGACCGCUCCGACCGGACCGAUCGUACUGCCCGCUCCGAUCGUACCGACUACACCCGUGGUAGAAGAAAUGGAGACGGACGACGAUCUGCUUGACCGUCUUACACCUCUACCCCCGGAGGACGGUGGCCUCCACAGCGGUAAUGAGGAACGCCGACCAACAGCGUAUUCAGAGUUACGGCGGGAGCUCCGAAGCCAGAGAGAAACGAUGACAGACCUCCUGCAUCAGAUGGAGCGGCUCGAUCGGGGAUCAAAGAGACGGGAUAUUAAAAAGGCCUAUAAGGACGCUCAUAAAUCUAUAAUGAGUGCUGAUGUAACCAUUCUUCCUAUUUCAGUGUGGCCUUCUGCUUGGGAAUUAGAUAACACGGGUUCAACCAUUUCAGGCAUUGGGGGAAGUCGUCUGACUCAGGGGUUAUGCAUGUGUUUCUACAGGGAACACGACCAAGUGGAUCCCAGCAAAGUGGGUACGCCCUUGGAUACAGUUUCAGGACUCAGAAGAAGAACAGAAAGACAGCGACCCUGGCGACGGAUCCUGAUUACGAAAGACUUCAACGAUACAUACACCGAUUACAUGUUGCUACUGAUAAGUAUUUGAAACCAUUUUUGGAGAACACUGAAUAUCAAUAUCUGUUGGGUUGGAAAAAUUUAGAUGAUUUUUGGUUUAUCACACAGACACUAGGGAUUGUCAUUCCAAAUUCUCUGUGGAAACAGCCUUGUAUUUCAUGUAAGCAGAAACAUAAAACUGAUAAAACAUGGAUACUCAUACAGUGUGGAGGUUGUAAAGAGGAAAUCUGGGUCUGUCAGAGGCAAUUAGACGGGUGGUGUGCACGCUGUGACGAAAGGUGGCGAGGAAAUAACAUAAUACGGUCUUUAGAGGAGUUUACAGGUCUCUCUAUCCAAGAAAUCAGUGAGGUCCCAAUUUUUGAAAGCCAGGAACAAAGGUGGAUAGCGGAACAGAGGUGGAGCAUACGACAUGAAUACGACCGAAUCAUGGCUCAAAAUGACACCAAGAUCCUUGAUUGGUUCUGUGAUGAGAACUUGUGUAUCCCUAGGGGGUGGAUGGUCCCUCCC